AUGGACUCAACAUUUAACCUGACGGCAGAAUCAGAAUUUCUAGCUCCAAAUGUUGUCAACAAAUAUGCUCAUCCCAAGGACAAGACUUACAACAGCCGACAGAGAUACAAAGAUCAGGACGCCGAUUCCUUCACUGAUUUCAUCCACUGGAAUCUUGUGUUCAUCGUUAUCCCACUGGUCUCUAUCUUAGGCAUCAUCGGAAACGCUCUAAGUCUAAUCGUUAUCUCCAAGCAAGGAUUGCGGAAAAGCUCUAACAUUUUACUCUUCAGCCUGGCCGUCUCCGAUAUCGUGUUUAUGAUCGGGGUUAACGGACCUCCGAAACCCAUGUACGAAUGGGGUGGAGGUGGAUUUCAAUACCCCAGAGAAACAGCCAUGGCGUUGUUUUAUCUGUAUCAUUUCUUCGACAGUUUGAACUGGGGUAGUGGUCCAACAUCGCUGUGUAUACCGGUUCUAAUCACCAUUGAAAGACUUAUCGCUGUAUUCUUCCCACUUAAAUUUACAUCCAUAGUAACCCGGCGGAGGACAAUAAUCGCAGUCAUCGCCACAAACGUAAUUUUUUACGGACUACAAGCUUACGUCAGAACCUGGUUUCAGUUUAUUUACAUCUACGAUAGUAAACGUAAUGCCUCCAUCGGGUUUUCCACCAGAAACAGCAUGUAUGUAUUUCAGAAUGAAGUCUCGUCAGUCAUCGAAAUGUUUUUCAACUCUAUGAUCAUUCUGGUGAUUUUCGUGGGCAGCGGAUGCAUCGCAAUCGGAGCCAAAAUAAAAAUUGCCGCUAUCAAGCGACUGAAAAUGACGAGCUCACAUGGAAAUCAAAUUUCCAAAGGUGACACAGGAAUUUCGCGAACAACCAAGACUUUGCUGUGUUUAUGUGUUUUCUACACUUUUGUUUGCGCACCGAUCUCUCUUCCGGCUUUUAUGCCGGGGAUAAUGGUGUUUCCGGUGUUUGCAGAAGAUCCUAACUUUCGGUCGGUAGGGGUCUUCGUGUAUCAUGUUUACAAAACAGUGUUUUGUUUUAACGCGUCUUGUAACUUCAUUAUCUAUGUGGCCAUGAGCAAAAGUUUCAGGGAUACGUUGUUUCAGUUGAUCAACACAAAACGGAAAAAUGUGUCGUCUUGCUCAGCGAUAAUAUCUGUGACAAGAGGUACAGACAUUUAA
Messenger RNA from Candidula unifasciata, 1158 nucleotides. Lineage: Eukaryota; Metazoa; Mollusca; Gastropoda; Stylommatophora; Geomitridae. The record is from the annotation of a GenBank genome assembly.